AUAAUCUUCAUUACAACUAGCUCUGUUUUGCAAUCUCCCAUUCCAAUGUCUGUGCUGAACAAAGAUUUCUUCUUUAAACAGAAUUGUCAAAGAUUUAUGCCUUCAAGAAACCUCAUUCUCAUGCCAUCUCUCAUUCGUGAAAUGUCCAUAUCAUAUGGAGACCACUUGUAUAGAUAUUGCCAAAGACUUUCUCGUAGAGCAAUUUGCACGUAGUGUUUAUGUGGCUCUUCUCCAAUGGAAAGCCAGUCUUCACAACCAAAGCCAAUCUCUCCUUUCUUCCUGGGUCGGCAUCAGCCCUUGCAUUAACUGGAUUGGAAUCACCUGUGACAAUUCUGGAAGCGUCACCAAUUUGACACUUGAAAGUUUUGGUUUGAGAGGUACGCUUUAUGAUUUAAACUUCUCAUCCUUCCCCAAUCUUUUUUGGCUUGACCUUGCUGAUAAUUCUCUCUCUGGUUCCAUCCCUUCUUCUAUUGGAAACUUGAAAAGUCUAUCUGUGCUUUAUCUUUCGGAUAACAAACUUUCUGGUCCCAUCCCUUCUUCUAUUGGAAACUUCACAAGCCUAUCCAAGCUCAGUCUUCAUAGUAACAAACUCUCUGGUUCUAUUCCUCAAGAAAUUGGGUUGCUAGAGUCUCUCAAUGAACUUGAGUUGUCAAAUAAUGUUUUAACCAGUAGAAUCCCUUAUUCCAUUGGAAAAUUAAGAAAUUUAUCUUUCCUUGGUCGUGCUAAGAACCAACUCUCUGGUCCCAUCCCUUCUUCUAUUGAAAACUUGACAAGCCUAUCUGACCUCUAUCUUUUGGAUAACAAACUCUCUGGUCCCAUCCCUUCUUCUAUUGGAAACUUGACAAGCCUAUUCAUGCUCGUUCUUUGGGAAUCCCUUAUUCCAUUAGACAAUUAA
Messenger RNA from Populus trichocarpa (black cottonwood), 895 nucleotides. Its product is annotated as MDIS1-interacting receptor like kinase 2-like. The transcript has 2 exons. Gene Ontology annotation, molecular function: protein binding. Lineage: Eukaryota; Viridiplantae; Streptophyta; Magnoliopsida; Malpighiales; Salicaceae. The record is from RefSeq and is a predicted model, not a curated record. The coding region runs from base 155 to 895 and encodes 246 amino acids.